This is a messenger RNA of Phragmites australis (common reed), 1711 nucleotides long. RefSeq names its product thiosulfate/3-mercaptopyruvate sulfurtransferase 2-like. Gene Ontology annotation, cellular component: mitochondrion. The record is from RefSeq and is a predicted model, not a curated record. Gene Ontology annotation, molecular function: thiosulfate-cyanide sulfurtransferase activity. Lineage: Eukaryota; Viridiplantae; Streptophyta; Magnoliopsida; Poales; Poaceae. The coding region runs from base 211 to 1416 and encodes 401 amino acids. Gene Ontology annotation, biological process: transsulfuration. The transcript is spliced from 12 exons.
ACCGUGUGCAGUUGCUAGCUGAGGUGAAAAUCACGCACCCGCACCCGAGGUUUCCAAAUCCAGGCGGAGGCUGCCCACCGGAGCCGCGGUUUCCUUUCCGGCCGGAUUCCACCACCUCCACCACGUCGACAUAAAAAACCACCUCCCCUUCUUCCCCUCCCCACGCACCACCACCACUCUUCCCUUCCAGAACCUUCUAGAACCCUACCCAUGGCUGCCUCCCUCCUCUCCCGCGCCGGCGCCGCCGCCGCCGCCGCAGCGUUCCGCGGCGCCGGCCGGACCCACCACCUGCUCGGGUCCUCCCUCCCCAAGGAAACCCUCCUUCCUCCCCUGCUCCUACUCCUCACCACCGCCACGCUCCUCGCGGGUCGGGUCGGAUGGGCCGCGGAGGACGCCGGGCUCGGGUGCAUGAUGUCGCCGCUGAUGGGCGCGUUCGGGAUCGCGGCGCGGUGCAACGCCACGUCGUCGUCGUCCGCGGUGUCGGAGGCCGCCGGCGUCCACGUGCUGCCCCGGACAGAGCCCGUGGUGUCGGCCGAGCGGCUGCACGCCAACCUCAGGGACCCCGGCGUGAAGGUACUUGAUGCCUCUUGGUAUAUGCCUGCGGAACAAAGGAAUCCACUACAAGAGUACCAGGUGGCUCAUAUUCCUGGUGCCUUGUUCUUUGAUGUUGACGGAAUAUCUGACAGAACAUCAAGUUUACCACACAUGCUGCCAUCUGAAAAGGCAUUUUCGGCUGCUGUAUCCGCCCUUGGCAUCUACAACAAAGAUGGGAUAAUAGUUUAUGAUGGAAAGGGUCUGUUUAGUGCUGCCCGUGUUUGGUGGAUGUUCCGUGUUUUUGGACAUGAUAAAGUUUGGGUGUUAGAUGGAGGUUUGCCUCAAUGGCGUGCUGCUGGGUAUGAUGUUGAAUCAAGCGCCUCCAGUGAUGCCAUCUUAAAGGCCAGUGCUGCUCGUGAAGCAAUUGAGAAAGUUUACCAGGGACAAUCGGUUGGUCCUUCCACAUUUGAAGCAAAGUUGCAGCCUCAUCUUCUUUGGAGCCUUGAUCAGGUGAAAGAGAACAUUGAUACCCAGACACACCAACUUAUAGAUGCUCGAUCGAAACCUAGAUUUGAUGGUGCAGUUCCCGAGCCGCGCAAGGGAAUAAGAAGUGGGCAUGUGCCUGGGAGCAAAUGCGUCCCUUUUCCUCAGGUGCUUGACAGUUCACAAAAGCUAUUGCCUCCAGAUGAACUCCGUAAACAAUUUGAGCAAGAAGGAAUAUCACUUGAUCAACCCCUGGUGACUUCUUGCGGCACUGGUGUGACAGCAUGUGUAUUAGCCUUGGGCCUUCAUCGCCUUGGCAAAACUGAUGUUGCAGUAUAUGAUGGAUCAUGGUCCGAAUGGGGCGCCCACCCUGACACUCCAGUAGCUACGGCCGUUUAGUACCUUGUGCAGUUUAUGAAGAAGAACUCGGUUGCUGGGACCCUAAGGAGAAAGGCGAAGGAAACUGAAGUAGAGCUCGGGUGGGUGUAGGGUCAGGGAAGUGAAGCCGUAUGUCGUUGUAAAUAAAUGUCAUAUACUCUGAAUUGAGACUUGGUUUCCGCAGUUGUGUUCUCCAACUUCUGCGUACUAAGAUCAUCAAGUAAAUCUUGCUCAAUAUACUGUACUUGUGAACAUAAUUUACAUGUACACAUCAAAAUCGUCAAAAUGAAUUUGAAACAUCUAGUCUUGUGCAAAA